Phaeodactylum tricornutum CCAP 1055/1 is the source of this 1708-nucleotide messenger RNA. RefSeq lists its product with no specific name. The coding region runs from base 1 to 1314 and encodes 437 amino acids. The record is from RefSeq and is a predicted model, not a curated record. Gene Ontology annotation, biological process: amino acid transmembrane transport. Gene Ontology annotation, molecular function: amino acid transmembrane transporter activity. Lineage: Eukaryota; Bacillariophyta; Bacillariophyceae; Surirellales; Neidiaceae. The transcript is spliced from 2 exons.
AUGGCCGUGCGCAAGCCCGUCUUAGCGCUCUACCAAGCGGUUGCGGCGACCGAUCAUCAUGAUGUUCAAGUCGGCGAAGCCGCCAAAUCAGGUUCCGGUACCGCCACAAUUCCCACCGGAGUCUUCAAGUCCGUUUUUGCAAACCUGGUCAAGAGCAUUGCUGGUGCGGGUGUUCUUAGUCUUCCCUACGGUGUCGCCGCCUUUGGCAAUGCCCCGUCGGCAUUAAUUCCGGCAAUUGGAGUGAUUAUGUUGAUGGGAGCUGCAUCCGCCUAUACCUUUGGAUUGAUUGGGCGCGUCUGUCAAUGCACCGACACAAAUUCAUACGCCGCCGCCUGGGACGUUGCCGUGGGCCGGAAGUCUAGUUGGAUCGUCGCCUUUUCCUGCUUUAUCGACUGCUUUAGUGGCAAUCUCUUUUACAGCAUGAUUCUAGCCGACACGUCGGUUGACCUCUUGGCUUCGGUGGGUGUGACAGUUACUCGCACCCAGUCUCUCUUGUAUGUCACGAAUUUGGUCCUCGCCCCACUCUGUUUCCUCAAGAAUCUCAGUAGUCUAGCACCGUUUUCACUCGUGGGCAUCAUCGGAAUGCUCUACACAACUCUGGCAAUGGGUCUCCGUUACUUCCAGGGUUCCUACGCCCCCGGUGGAGAGUACUUUAGCAGUCAACUCACCGAACCCGUCUUUGGGGUUGACGGAGCCUCGGCGGCAUUCUCACCCAAGGCCCUCAUCCUCACCUGUAUGCUUUCCAAUGCCUACAUUGCCCACUUCUCGGCUCCAUUGUACUGGAGCGAUCUCAGAGACAAUACCAUGGAACGCUUUCAUCAAAUGAUUGGGUACAGCUUUACUGCGGUGGUGGUCAUUUAUAGUCUGGUUACCACCGCGGGUUUUCUCACCUUUGGUGCCGCCUCGAACGGAUUCAUUCUGAACAAUUACUCCACGAACGAUACGAUAGCCAGUCUUUCGCGGUUUGCCGUCGCCAUUAGCAUCAUCUUCUCCUACCCGCUGAUCUUUGUCGGAACCCGUGACGGUCUGAUGGAUCUUUUUCGCGUCGAGGAGGCGAAACGAAACACAAAACUCAUCAACAAAUUGACGGUGACCCUCAUGCUUUUGGUGACGGCAUUGGCUAGUCAAUUGACUGAUUUAGGAGUUGUGGCGUCGAUUGGUGGAGCCACCUUUGGAACGGCCCUCGUCUUUGUGUAUCCUGCUGUCAUGUUCCUCAAGACGCAGACAAAGAGAACCAAGGAAACUGUUCCAGUAUUUUUUAUUGGUGUUUUGGGUGUUGUUGUGGGGGUGAUUGGCACGACCAUGUGCUUUUGAAAUAUUCGCUUAUCGCAGGUAUUUCACCCCGUGAAAUAAGUUUGGCAACAACACUAGAGGUAGUCUCGAUAUGGCGUUGCGUCUAUGGCAACUGCUCUUUGUAUAAUCCGCGCCCUCGAUGGGGCAGGUCAGUGCUUCGGAUGCUCUCGAUGGGUUCUUGGCGCUAGAUAAACCUCGAUGUCGCUGACUGUGGAGUGGUCUAUACUUAUACUGCUACCGCCGAGGACCAAUCCGUCGGUCUCUUUAUCAUUUUAGGCACAAAGGGCAUUUCAUCCAAUGCGCAUUAGGGCAAGUCCGAGGUCGUAAAGGCAGCCGAAGAUGUUUUCACUUUUGGAGGAAUCAAAGGACUCGGUGACCAAGGUAGUAAAACUAGUCUUUCGGUUGGAUGCAAAAA